Messenger RNA from Larimichthys crocea (large yellow croaker), 2553 nucleotides. It is a transcript of the gene sart1, whose product is annotated as spliceosome associated factor 1, recruiter of U4/U6.U5 tri-snRNP. Gene Ontology annotation, cellular component: U4/U6 x U5 tri-snRNP complex. Gene Ontology annotation, biological process: mRNA cis splicing, via spliceosome; maturation of 5S rRNA. The record is from RefSeq and is a predicted model, not a curated record. The transcript has a single exon. Bases 37 to 2382 code for a protein of 781 amino acids. Lineage: Eukaryota; Metazoa; Chordata; Actinopteri; Sciaenidae.
UUUUUUUAUUAUUAUUGAGUGACGACUGUUGUUACAAUGGGGUCGUCUAAGAAACACAAGGAGAAGAGCCGCGACAAGGACACCGAGGAGCGCCGCCGUGAGCACAAGAAACAUCGCCACAAGGACCGGGAGCGAGAGAGAGACGCCUCGGACCGGGAUUCGACCCGGGACAAAGAGAAACGAAAACGCUCCAGGUCCAGAGAAAGGAGCGGACGAGAGAGCCGGGGCAAAGCUGAGCGGAGCAGCGGGGAGCCACGAGUGAAGAAGGAGAAAGUUGAUGUUGGAUAUGAAGAAAGCAGUGCAGACGUGGGCCCUCAGUCUGCGAGCGGAGACGCAUCCCUCAGCAUUGAGGAGACAAACAAACUCCGAGCCAAGCUGGGUUUGAAGCCGCUGGAGAUGAAUGAGAACAAGAAGGAGCUCGGCACUAAAGAGGAACCAUUGGUGGCUGAGACCAUCAACCCUGUUCUCAUCCACCAGCAAAAAGAGAUGAGAGAGAAGCUCGCAGCCAUGAAAGAAAAGCGCAUCCAGAAUCAGAAACUGGGAAAAGUCAAGACCCUCGCAGAGGAAGACUGGCUGGAUGACACAAAAGCUUGGGUCGAAAGGAGCAGAACGCUGGCAAAGGAAAAAGAAAUGGCAGAGAAAAGAGCCAAACUUCUGGAAGAGAUGGACGAGGAGUUUGGUGUCAGCAGUCUGGUGGAGGAGGAGUUUGCACAAACUAAAAAGGAAGCCUACACAUCCCAAGAUCUGAAGGGACUGAAAGUGCAGCACAAGGUUGAUUCAUUCAACGAGGGCCAGACUGUUAUCCUGACCCUGGAAGAUAAAGGUGUGCUUGAAGAAGAGGAAGAUGUGCUUGUAAAUGUGGGUCUGGUGGACAAGGAAAAGGCAGAAAAGAACGUGGAGUUAAAAAAGAAAAAGCCAGAUUACAAGCCCUAUGAAGAAGAGGAGAGUGUGGAUGACAUGAUUACAUUCAAGUCUCAUUCCGUUCUGUCAAAGUACGAUGAGGAAAUUGAGGGCGAAAAGAAGAAGAGUUUCCGGUUGAAUACAGGAGGCUUCGCUGACGGAGAGAGAGAACGGGAGCUUCAGGCCAUGAGAGAGACUUUACGUAAUCAGGCCCAGUCCUUGGAAAUGCCCGCUCUCACCAUUGCCUCUGAGUAUUACACACCUCAGGAAAUGGUUGGCUUCAAAAAGACAAAACGCCGCGUGAAGAAGAUCAGGAAGAAGGAGAAGCAGACAGCUGCAGAUAUUCUGCCUGAUGACACCCGCAGCUCUGAUUUUGGAUCCAGGACACGCGGCCGAGGCCGCCACCAGGCCGAGGAAGAAGGUGAGGGAGUAAAGGAGGAGGAGGAAGAGGAGCAGCAGCAGGAGAGUAGAUUGGUGCAUAAUAUCCCCCAAAUGUCUGACGAUAUCAGGAUGGCAGAAAUGGACAUAAGUGACGAGGAAGACUUUACACCCCCCGAGCCAGCUGUACUUGAGGAGGAUGAGGCGGAGCAGGAGCUGCAGAAGCAGCUGGAGAAGCAGAGGAAGCUGAAGCAAAAGCAGCUUCUCAAAGACUCUGGAGAGAAGGUGGCAGAGCAGCUUAAAGUGCUCGAUAAAGGCAACAAUGACAAUGAUCCUGAGAGGAGGAACAACAUUGUUUUCAACGCCACCUCAGAGUUUUGCAGAACUCUUGGUGAUAUUCCAACUUAUGGACAGUCAGGCAACAGAGAGGACCAAGAAGACAUCAUGGACUUUGAAAGAGAAGAAGAAAAAGAUGACGCCGGAGAUUCAGACUCAGAAAUGGAUGAGAAUGUCGGAUGGAGCACAGUUAACCUGGAUGAAGAGCAGAAACAACCAGAUUUCUCCACAGCCUCUGCUACCAUUUUGGAUGAAGAGCCCAUUGUCAACUCUGGCCUCGCUGCUGCUUUGUUGUUGUGCAAAAACAAAGGUCUGUUGGACACUCAAAUGCAGAAGGUAGCUCGUGUUAGAGCACCAAAGGGCGCCUUGCCAAAUGACAACUACUGCAUCGAGGACAAGAUGGGCUUUGAUGACAAGUACAGUCGCAGAGAAGAAUACAGAGGUUUUACUCAAGACUUCAAGGAGAAGGAGAGCUAUAAGCCCGACGUCAAGAUCGAGUAUGUGGAUGAAUCUGGGCGGAAACUCACUCCAAAAGAAGCCUUCAGGCAGCUCUCACAUCGAUUCCAUGGGAAAGGCUCUGGAAAGAUGAAAACAGAGAGGCGGAUGAAAAAGCUGGAGGAAGAGGCACUGCUGAAGAAGAUGAGCAGCAGUGAUACUCCUCUGGGCACGGUGGCUUUGCUCCAAGAGAAACAGAAAUCACAGAAAACGCCCUAUAUUGUGCUUAGUGGGAGUGGGAAAAGUAUGAAUGCAAACACCAUCACCAAAUAAGUUUUUUGGGGGUGAGAGUGAAUGCUCUUAAAGCAAAUAUACAUAGAUGCUUAGAUACACACGUACACACAGGAUGUUUUACGUAAAGUAACUGUCUUUAAUUUCAUGCCUACUUCAUACAAGUUGCAUUGAUGUUGUAAGGAAUUGUCCAAUAAAAAUGGAUAUAAAGGA